This is a messenger RNA of Paraglomus occultum, 557 nucleotides long. Lineage: Eukaryota; Fungi; Glomeromycota; Glomeromycetes; Paraglomerales; Paraglomeraceae. The record is from the annotation of a GenBank genome assembly.
UAUCUGAAAGAACACAGCGUGUGGUCAACCCUAACCGACGAAAUCCUAAACUCAUUCACAGAAAACUCCAGCCGUGUCUCUACACGUCGUUCCAUUAACCGUUAUCGUGACUCUUUCAUCACGAAUCUUCAGAAAUCUGUAUCUACAAAAGUAGCAGCGAACAGGGCGGCAUUAACAGUACCUCGAAUCACCCGACCACCUCUCGGUCUCACAUCUGGCUCACCUGCAUAUUCAACACGCGGACGAUGGAGACCGCAAUACAACAAUCUAGAUCACUAUUUACAAUCGUUCAUCACUUUGGAUGAUGAGGAUAUUACUCCCGAGGAGGAGCAGGCGAGAGCAGACAGAGAGUCUGAAAUUCAAUUUAGGAUUAUGCAGCUACAGAUGGAAGGUAGAUUACAGAAGACGAUUAAGGCACUACCUGAGCCUCUAUUGGCUAAGGUUCACAGGGAUUAUUUGUUAGAGAGUCUUGCCUUUGCUGCGAAAAGACAUGUGAAGAGAUUAGAGUAUAGAAAUAGAGUGACUAGACAAUUGAGUAAAGCAGUGACGCAGUAUUG